Equus caballus (horse) is the source of this 6298-nucleotide messenger RNA. It is a transcript of the gene ST8SIA4, whose product is annotated as ST8 alpha-N-acetyl-neuraminide alpha-2,8-sialyltransferase 4. Gene Ontology annotation, biological process: N-glycan processing; oligosaccharide metabolic process. The record is from RefSeq and is a predicted model, not a curated record. NCBI's taxonomy places the organism in Eukaryota, Metazoa, Chordata, Mammalia, Perissodactyla, Equidae. Gene Ontology annotation, molecular function: alpha-N-acetylneuraminate alpha-2,8-sialyltransferase activity.
UCCCUCCUUCCUUCCUUCCUUCGCGUGGGUAUGGGUGUAUUUAAAAAGGAGGUUCUUGGUGGCUGCUUUUCGCAGAAUCCUGUUUCUCCGCAGUGAAGUUUAAGUGGGAUUGGAGUUUCUUUGACUUCCGCGUGAGGAGUUUCCAAGUGGCAAUGAAAGCGUCACAUAAAUAUCCAUGAAGUUCCUAAUGACACCUCUGUCAUCACUUGUUUCCCGCAGGAUCCUAAGCCAGGGUAGUCAUCCACCACCCUCCCUGAGUAUCGACUAACCGGUUCAUGUGUGUAUUUGUACUUUCCAGAUUGAGCUGUGUACAAAACAUCCUCCUCUUCCUUCCCCAUUCACUCUACUUGGGAGGGCGUGCGUAUGCGUGUGCGCGCCUAUGUGCGCGUGUAUGUGCGUGUGUGCGCGAGUGUAUGUAUGUUUAGCAAAGCGCUUGAAAGAAGCUACCCGUCUUGUAACCCGCCCCCAGCUCUAACCGAAGCAUCUCUUGAGCAGGACGCUUCUCUAAUCUGUCCCCAGUUGAGAUGCCCUCUCCGCGCUGAUGCGGGCAAUCUCGGCGCUCCCCUGGCCAGGAGAGCUGAUGCCUUGGUGUCCAGGGAGGGGGACCUGACUUCCUCCUAGCACGCUGCGCUCUCCCUAGGGUGUUGAGCGCUGGUGCGUGCGAGUGUGUGUGUGAGUGUGUGCACGACGGUGAGCUUGUGAGCUUCCUCUCUCGGCUCCAGCGCAGGCAGCGCCGGCAACGUUACUCUCCAAGCAGCCGCCAGCAAAGCAAGGCAACGGCAGCCUCCGCCUCCUCAGUCCGGUGAUUGGCUGGUUUUGCUCAUCAUUUCCCUGCUAGAAAAAGGGAAGGGCCAGUGACGCCCCCAACCCAGCUGCAGAAGCGGCCGCCACCUCCAAGGCACAAGGUGUCUCAUCUGCAAAGAAACCUGAGCCCCAGGGAGGCGGCGCGGAGUGUCCGGGCAGAGCUGGCGCGAAAGGCGAGGGAGAGGGCAGGGCAGCGCUGGAGGACCAGCGCGAGCUCGGCCGCAGAGGACCCUUGCGACCUGCUCCUGAGAUCCCGGCUUCACGCUCUCCUCGCAUUUUACAGAAUCCUCCCGUCGACUGUAUCUCCUCAAAACGGAGCCUCACCAAGAGAAGGUGAGGGAGCAGGGGCAACCAGGACUUUUCCGGGCACCCAAGAUGCGCUCCAUUAGGAAGAGGUGGACAAUCUGCACGAUAAGUCUGCUCCUGAUCUUUUAUAAGACAAAAGAAAUAGCAAGAACUGAGGAGCACCAGGAGACGCAACUCAUCGGAGAUGGUGAACUGUGUUUGAGUCGGUCGCUUGUCAAUAGUUCUGAUAAAAUCAUUCGAAAGGCUGGCUCAUCAAUCUUCCAGCACUCUCUAGAAGGUUGGAAAAUCAAUUCCUCUUUGGUCCUGGAAAUAAGGAAGAACAUUCUUCGUUUCCUAGAUGCAGAACGAGAUGUCUCAGUGGUCAAGAGCAGUUUUAAGCCUGGUGAUGUCAUACACUAUGUGCUCGACAGGCGCCGGACACUGAACAUUUCCCAGGAUCUGCAUAGCCUCCUACCUGAAGUUUCACCCAUGAAAAACCGGAGAUUUAAGACCUGUGCAGUGGUUGGAAAUUCUGGCAUUCUGCUAGAUAGUGAAUGUGGAAAGGAGAUCGACAGUCACAAUUUUGUAAUAAGGUGUAAUCUAGCCCCUGUGGUGGAGUUUGCUGCAGAUGUGGGAACUAAAUCAGAUUUUAUUACCAUGAAUCCAUCAGUGGUACAAAGAGCAUUUGGAGGCUUUCGGAAUGAGAGUGACAGAGAAAAAUUUGUGCAUAGACUUUCCAUGCUGAAUGACAGUGUCCUUUGGAUCCCUGCUUUCAUGGUCAAAGGAGGAGAGAAGCACGUGGAGUGGGUUAAUGCGUUAAUCCUUAAGAAUAAACUGAAAGUGCGAACUGCCUAUCCAUCAUUGAGACUUAUUCAUGCUGUCAGAGGGUACUGGCUGACAAACAAAGUUCCCAUCAAAAGACCCAGCACAGGUCUCCUCAUGUAUACACUCGCCACAAGAUUCUGUGACGAAAUUCACCUUUAUGGAUUCUGGCCAUUCCCUAAGGAUUUGAAUGGAAAAGCCGUCAAAUAUCAUUACUAUGAUGACUUAAAAUAUAGGUACUUUUCCAAUGCAAGUCCUCACAGAAUGCCACUAGAAUUCAAAACAUUAAAUGUGCUACAUAAUAGAGGAGCUCUGAAACUGACAACAGGAAAGUGUGUAAAGCAGUAAAGCACAUUGGAAACCAUACAAACAAACUGAAUAUGCACUUCUUUUCUGAAGAUGCUUCCUAAGAUUUGAAAAUAGGAUCCAAAACAAGACUCGGUUUCAACAUCCACGAAUUAUCUGAAAGGUGAUAAAGGACGUUCAUGACAAAUCCACUACCAGCUGAUGAAAUACCUGCAAAGUGCUCUAAAAAUCAAAUAUUUUGACUUCAAGGGUCCUAGUAAGUGCCACUUCCACUGAGAACACAGUUUGAAUGUAUAAUCAGUAGUGUUUACAAGAUCCAACAAUGCACUCGCCAUUAGUUAACGAAGCAAAUGUGUUCAUCACUGUUGGGCUGCCACUGCAACGCCAAGCACAUUAGAAGAGGAACCCAGGAACACAACUCAGCCCUUGGGGAAAUCAAACCAUCCUUGUCCACAGAAAUCAAGAUGGAAAUAAGUUUGAGCAGUGAAAUUCAUAAGAUUGAACAACUCAAGUAAAUGCCUUCAGUCAGGACUCUUGAGUCUGAUCAUGAAUUUUAUGUUUUGCUUUCUAUUUUUGUUUGUCUUCUGGAAUCUCUUUUGGUUUGGGUAUUGGGCUGCUUAGAAAUCCUUUCUGAGAUAAAUAUGAAUGAGAUAACCUUCAAGUAAUCAUUUUUAAAGUUCUUAUAUUUUUUAAGGUGCAAUCACACACAAUGACUUUGUAAAAAAAGUUUUGUUUUGCACGGCUGUAAACCUCCAGAUUUUUUUCCAAUGGUGUAGAAGGUACCAGCUAAACCAUACCAUUCAGUAAUCUUGAACCCUUCUAAAGGAAAGAUGUUCUAUGUCCUCUGAGAUGGUAAAGUGCGCAGAAAAAAAUGUGCUUUUGGUACCAAAGAUUAUACUACACAACAAACCAUUCUCCUUUCAUAAAAAGAAUAUAUUAAUAUGUUAUUAUGUUACUAAUGUAAAAGCUGUCUCUAGAUAUCUUAAAUUUUCCAAACUCAAACUUUAUUUUUAUUUGAAGGAAGACUUCCCCAGCUUUUACACUUCAUGAUAAUUUAGUGGAACCAUUUUUCCCCUUAGAAUAAAUGUUUGACUCAUAGGGCUGAAAUGUGACUGCCAGUUCUUUGAUAUCCCCCUUUAUUCAAAUGAAAAUAUCGGCAUGCUCUUUAUAUUAUUGUUGUUGUCUUAGUGCAGAAAUAACAAGAUGAAGAGAGUAUUGUUUCUAUAACAGAGAUGAUCAAUUUUAAGAGGUUUAACAAUGAAAUUGUGUGUCAAUACUUUGCACUUCAAAUGGAUUAAAUUGAUCAAUAUUUUUUCUGUGGUUAAAUUUAUUCACAUUAUCACGUGAAUGUGUUUUCAAAGAAGCACAUGGAAUUAUUAAUAAAAUGAUUUUAAAAUUUUAACAAGUAACAGAAUUGACUAAUAAGCCAGUUUUCUGGUAACUUGUACUACACUGGUAGGUAAUUCUGACGGUAAAUUGUUUCUUUAGAAAGCAGAAGCACUGUGUUCCCACUUCUACUCUUGGCCUGAAACCGCUUAGGUGACUUCUUGUUUCUUAGGGAAGGCAGUCUGAGGAAAGAAGAAAUGGCAUGGGGAGUAUGUACAUUUUGUUUCUUAGGAAAGACAGUCUGAAAAAAGAAUAAAUAGCAUGGAGUAUAUACAUAUUAUCAUGGAAAAGGAUAUUCACAGUAGUGCAGUUCUCAGUAUAUUAAUAAUAUUUGGCAUUAUUUUUAAAAAUACAGUAGAACCUUGGGAUACAGACGACUAUAUUUUCUUAUAAUUCAUGUGUCUCUAAGAAAACAAAAUAGAAUGCAUAAAGGAGAUCCCUAGCUAAGAAUAAAUAGAACAUGAUGAACUUUUAUCAUUAACCUCUUAUCUAUUGGAAAUUUUCAAAGAAUUAGGUACAUGUUUUGAAUGUAAAGUUGAAAAGUCUGAUUUACUUAACAAAUCAAAAGUAGGUGAUUUAUAGAAUCUUAAAUUCAACUACUUGCAGAUCAGUUGUUUGAAGAGUCUUUCAUUUGAAUUCAAUAGAUAUUUUGAAGUCACAAGUAAAUUCUUUUAGGUAAAAUCCAUCUCAGAAUUCAUUCAAACUAUGUCUUAAAAAGCAGCAGCAAGGUACCUUGACAUUUUUACUGCAUUUUCAACAAAUGCAUUUAAACAAUUUUAAGGCCACAGCAAAAGCAUCACUGCCAUUCACUGUUCCGUGCGUUGAUGUCUAUCUCGUAGAUGCAUUGAGUAGUGCCUUUUUAGCUUCCCAUUGCUUUGUUACCCAAUGCUUUGUGUUUUCUAAAUACGUUGCCCAGUUCUGAAAAUGUUCAGCAUAUAAAAAGGGCUUCAGUAUCGACUGAGACUACUUUUGUUCAUCUCAGGGAACUUUCAAUACUCAAGACUGAAUUCAAUUAAAGGCAUUUAGCGUUCAAAGAAGACACACUGUACAAGACCAUUUCAUUCCCUGCAGUAUACCUUCCCAUCCACACUCCCCCUUCACAAUCCGCUGUGGUCUUCUGACAAAGCUAGCGCAAGGAGGUCAGCAAAGGCUAACAGCAGAAUGAGAAAAAGAAUUGAGAUUUAACCAAUAAAGGUGCAAAGAGAUCAUGAUAAAAUCAAAUUAUAAAUACAUACUUGAAAUAUCUGGAGUGUUUUCUUUUGAGACUAUCAUAUGUUCAGAGCUUUAAUUUUUUAUUUCUUUUUCACCAUUUAACCCUGUACCUGGCAAUGCUCAGGCAGCUGGUUGUGAAAUAUUCCUGUCCUUUAGAGAACAUGUUUGCUACUGUGCUGUUGACAUGAAUAGGCCAUGGAAACGUUUUCAUCAUUAUUACCCAGCCUGUUCCAUGCUUAAUAUUAAGUUGCCGGAAUAAAAAAAUGAAUCAGUAACAGAUUUUUCUGGGCAAAUCUGAUGAUUCAGCCCACAGGACUGAUGAAAUUACUGUGGAAGUUUUUCUAUCUGAAAGAAAGUGCUGGGCAUUCAAAUGUCUUUAUGCAUUGUAUAUCAUAUGAAAUGUAUAUCAAUUGCUAAUGGGAAUUUCUACAUAUAUGCUUACAGAAGCAAUUUAUUUAAAUAAUGCUAUGGGUAGUGUACAUACCAACUAGUUAUUAAGCUACUACACAGGAAAAGGGUGAACAAAGUAAUUUAUUUCUAAUUGAGCCAGUUAGUCAUAAUGCACACAAUGUGGUAUUUGGUUCAUAAAGGAGUUGUUUUCGUGUGGUUGUUGUUGGGAGUAUCUAUAAUUGUGGAAGGGUGUAGGAGGAGUGAUGUACAGUUAGCUGUUUCCUCUACAAGUUUGAAAGUUUCCCCAUGAGACAUUAUCAAUAUACCAAUGUUUAAAAAUUGAGUGAAAGAGGGUUAUUGUUCAUAUUUGAUGAAAGGAAAUCCAAAUAAAGCCCACCUAGAAAUAGAUAUUUUAUUAUAUAUGUGCUAUAGAUAUACCUAUAUAGUACAAAUAGACGUGUGUGAUGCAUAUAUAUAAUGUUAUAUAUGUGUAUCUGUGUGUAUACACACUGAGUCUGUAAUAUACACACGCUAGAUUUGUGUGACGCCAACAUCUUCAGGGGCUGCUGUCUGAAGCGCUCUGGAGAGAAGACCACUUUAGAAUAAAGUUCUUUUGAGACUUCAGUUACUAACCUGCUUUAAGAGAGAUCUGCUUUAUAACCGAAUUGUAUGUUGUUCAUACCUAGAGUUACAAUAAGGGUCUAGUUUGUCCAAAUCUUAAAAAAAAAAGAAAAUUUUUUUAAAAAAAGUCUUCAAGCUGGCAAUGUAUUUGAAUUAGUUUUCAGAUUGUGGCUCCAGGCCCUGUGUCUCCCAUUGAAGUAGCACCUUUCAAUAAAUACUGUUUCUUUGUGUAGGCAAAAGCACAAGUGUUUCAAAUGUAUAUAGCAGGAAAAAAAAAAGUUUACAGAGCUAGCGCUGCUGCACAGAAUAAUUGCUACUGAGUAUUUCUUAUAUCAUUUGUGGAAUUGAAAACUGAGGUUUAUUCUGUCAAGUUCAUGCUGUCCAACACUGUUCCCCUAUUGUUUAUGUAUAGCAAUUGGGUGUUGCUGUUUUAUCAUUUGUAAAAUAAAUUAAAUCUCUGUUUUUUUUUCAA